This is a messenger RNA of Myxocyprinus asiaticus (Chinese sucker), 2724 nucleotides long. It is a transcript of the gene btr33, whose product is annotated as bloodthirsty-related gene family, member 33. Lineage: Eukaryota; Metazoa; Chordata; Actinopteri; Cypriniformes; Catostomidae. Gene Ontology annotation, molecular function: protein binding; zinc ion binding. Bases 56 to 1696 code for a protein of 546 amino acids. The record is from RefSeq and is a predicted model, not a curated record. The transcript has 7 exons.
UGCAGGUGAAAUCAUCGCUUUACUGCCUCUGGACUUAAACACCUUUCUUUCAGUGAUGUCAUCCACUCCCCUGCUGUCUGAGGAACUGUUCCAGUGUUCAGUGUGUCUGGAUGUGUUCACCCAUCCCGUUUCCCUCCCGUGUGGUCAUACGUUUUGUCAGUCAUGUAUUCUUGCUCACUGGACAGCAUCUGGCUCCUCACACUGCCCCAAAUGCUCAUCAGUUUUCCAGGAAACACCGGAGUUGUGUGAAAAUAAUUUUGCCCGUGAGAUGGCAGAGCAGAUCCGUAAGCAGAGGAGUCAGAGGGCAUCGGAGCAUCGUCCAGUGACCUCGGACAACAUUUUAUGUGAUAUGUGCCCAUUAGAGAAAGCAUCACCUGCAGUAAAAUCAUGCCUUAUGUGUGUGGCAUCAUACUGUGAGGAACAUGUGAAAUUGCACACCUCCAGGUUCUCCAGACAUGCACUGGUGCAGCCGCAGCACAGAAUGGACGAGAGAAUUUGCAGUAAACAUGAAAGACCGUUGGAGCUUUACUGCAGAUAUGACCAGACCUGUGUGUGUGUGCUGUGUACGAAUGCAGAACACCACACACAUCACACUAUACCUGUGGAGCGAGAAUGGGCAGAGAGAAAGACUCAGUUAUUGAAGACACAGUCUGAUCUGAAGCGGAUGAUUAAGGUGAGAUGGAGUAAAGUUGAUGAGCUCAAACGCUGUAUCAAACUAAGCAAAGAGAACUCUGACAGAGAGAUGGCACACAGUGUGGAGGUCUUCACUGCACUGCAGCAGUUUAUAGAGAGAAGCCAGUCCGAACUGCUCAGAAACAUGAAACACAAGCAGAAAACUGCAGAGAGACAUGUGGAGACUCUCAUUAAAGAACUGGAGGUGGAGAUCAUGAAACUAAAUGCUAAAAACACAGAACUGGAAAACCUUUCAUGCUCUGAAGAUCACCUCUACCUCAUACAGGUCUUCCCUAGCUCACAUGUGGUGCCUCAGUGUAAGAGCUGGUCUCAGGUCUGUGUGCACACCACUCAUGGUCUGGAGUUACUGAGAGAAACACUGACGGCUACAGAACAACUACUGAGGACUCAAAUAUACACUGCCACACAGAGAGAACUUGAGGCGAUAUCCCAAUAUGCAGUGAAUAUGACCCUUGAUCCUGAUACGGCAAACCCCUGGCUGGUGGUGUCUGCAGACAGGAAGUGUGUGAGUGAUGGCAAUGUGGAGCAUAAUGUCCCAAACAACGUUCAGCGUUUCGACACCGCACCCUGCGUCCUAUCGAGAGAGUCUGUCUCAAGAGGAAGGAACUAUUGGGAAGUGGGCGUGGCCAGUAAAUCAGCAUGGGAUCUGGGUGUGGCCAGACAGUCAGUAAACAGGAAGGGUUUGGUGACUCUGAGCCCAGAUGACGGGUACUGGGCGGUGUGUCUGAGAGAAGGCAGCAAGUACAGGGCCUGUGACCGCCAGUCAGUGCUUCUGCCGCUGCAAACACAGCCACAGAGAAUAGGCAUAUAUGUGGAUUAUGAAGAUGGACGGGUGUCGUUUUAUGAUCCGAGUGCUUGUGCUCAUAUUUAUUCCUUCACUGGACACAGCUUUCAAGAAAACUUACUGGCCUACCUCAACCCAGACAUGAAUGAUGCAGGAAAUAACAAAGCCCCAUUGGUUUUACAUCCUGUUAAUCUUGCCAAUGAUACUGUCACAAUAUAAAGGCAAAGGACUAAUAAAAUUAGAAAUGUUACAACAGAGGGUUGGUGAUAUAAGCAAAACAUUUUAUCGCGAUAUUCUUGACACUUUUAUUGAUAAUGAAAUAUAUAUCAGGAUAUAAUUUAUUAUUAUAAUUUAAUGGAACGUGAUUCAAAAACUAAAACAAACUACUAAAAAAUAAAUAAUGAAAGUUCCUUUUUAAUUUUAAACUAAGUCCAAUGCAAUGGUAGAUCUGUCAUGUUCAUUGCAAUGAAGCAACUAUAUCAAUGCAAAUAAACAAAACAUUAAUUAUCUAUUAACUACUCAACAGCAUCAUUUUCAAUCCAAGCAAAAAAUUAGGCUUCUCUCUAUGUAGUUGCACAUAUUUAUAUGCACCCAAGGGCGUAGAUUUGGCUUGAACAUUGGGUGGGGACGCAGCUUGAAGCAUUUACAUGUUUCCAUUGAUCAUGGUAUAAAUAUUGCAGGGGUUGUACUUGCUUCUUUUGAUUACUGGGGGUGGGGGGGGGUUACCUCUGAAGCAAACACCACCAUUAUGUAGCUAAUUGUUUUGAAUUUAGUCCUCCAUUGGAUACUGGAUAGCUUUCUGGCAACUUUGCACCCUGCUUUAUUUUACUUUUUGUUCCAAAACCAGGAAGUGUAAAAAGGUCUAUUUGUAGUGCAACCUCUGAUUGGAGUGUGCAUACCCGAGCAGAAACUUGAAAAUUCAACCAGUUGACUCAUUUCUACCUGUAUAUCGAAUUGACCAGUAUAUCACCCACCCCUAUAACUGUAUUUCAAAAUUAUUUCAAAUUAUGUCAAAUGAAACUAUAAAAUAUAUGGUAAGUGUUAAUUUGAGCAGAUAAGCUUUUUACUUUUUAAUUAACAAAACAUAAGUACAUGUCCAAUGUGUUUAAUCAUGUUAAAUACACAAAGAGCAUACUGUAUAUUACCCUAGAUUUGUCAUAGAUAAUACAUUUAAUAAAAUGGAUAUUUUUACUGCCAGUGUCACAUGUACUUGCUCUUGUGCUACUCGCACACUUCUAGACUUUUUG